Molecule: messenger RNA, 2142 nt
Organism: Camelina sativa (false flax)
Lineage: Eukaryota; Viridiplantae; Streptophyta; Magnoliopsida; Brassicales; Brassicaceae
Source: RefSeq, a predicted model, not a curated record
AGAAAUCGAACCCGAAUUUACCAGAGUGUGUUUUCCCUCCUUUGUAUUGUAUGUUAAUGUUACUGACGGAAUCAAUCAAGCACGUCUGACCUCCAUUAAAUUUUUAUAAUUUCCCUUCCAAGCUUCGAUUUUGACCUUCUGGGUUAAAUCACGGAAGAGUUUUCUUUUCGGGUAGCCGCCGCAAUUUUACCCAUCUGAGCCAAAAAAAACCCUAGAAACUGGGAUUGUACGAGGAAGAGGAAGAGCUUUUGCCAAUUUUGGGGUAUCAUCGAAUUUGAUUUUUUCUGUUUUCUCUCGUUCCAUCCGGAUUCAGAACGAAACCCUAACCCUAAAAUCCUCUUUCGAUUGCUUUGCUGAUUUUGUCGAAACCAUUUUAUUUUCCUUGUCUAUUCCUCUUUCGAGUUUUUAGGAUUCUGAACUAUUUUUGAAUAUUACAGACGUUUUUUUGCCUCCCCCUGUAUUAAUUGAGCAAACAUAGCGAUCUAUCUAUCUCUGUAUAUAUACAUAUAUGUACACACACACUUGUAAGUAGAAUAGUGAGGAAGAAGGUGAAAUGAGUAGGCUCUCUUUCCGGCCACGGCCAUUGGAUAUACACAAGAAGCUUCCUAUUUUAAAAUCCUUUAAAGACUUUGAAGACGACGACACUCCAACUUCUACUACUAGAAAUUCUCAGUUGCUGCGUAUAGCUUCCGUUGAGGUUGACAAUGAGGUUGCACCAGUGCCAAGCAAGAAACCAGCUUCAGAAAUACCAACACCUCAGUUUGUUAUUGUGGAUACUUAUGAAAGGGAUUAUUCUCCGACUUUUGGUCAACCUGCUUCUUAUCUUCGUGCAAGAGGAGCUCGGUCUGAGCUUGGAGAAUUUGUGGAGUAUGAUCUUGACAAUGAGGAUGAAGAUUGGCUUUAUGAGUUUGAUAACGAUAAAAAUGAACUUUCACCGGAAAAGCUUGAGGGCAUUAUUUUUAAACUAGAGGUUUUGGAUCACAAGACGCGGGAAAGAGCUGGAGUUAUUGCACCUACUCUCGGUUCUCCGGUUCCUGUGCUUUUGCAGUUUGAUGCUGCUGUUGAUGCGCUGCAAUCUCUGUCCAUUAACUAUGGAACCUUUCAGGCUAUCUUCAACUACUGGAAAGACAAGCGCAAAAGAUGGCAGAAGCCUGUCUUGCGGCGUUUACAGCCUCCUCCACCGGUCAAUGAUACCAAUCCCUACAAUGUGUUUAGGCCAAGGGAGAAAGUUCAUAGACUCCACACAAGAAGGAUGCAGAGGAGAGAAAACAAUGUGCAGUCAUUUGAAAAGCUUCGACAGGUUAGACGCAAUCUUGGCCAAGCACAGACCAUUCUGGAGGCUCUCAUUAAGAGAGAAGAGAAGAAGAGGGAUGUCAUGGACAGUGAGGUUAGCCUUCAGAGAAUCCAACUCCAAUACAGGCAUGAAACAGAGCUCCUGGAAGAUAGCUUGGCUCUGCCUGGAUUUCAACCCACUACAACAUCAUACAAAUUUGGCUCAAGCGACGAUGAAUUAAUGGACUCUGAUGAUUACACUAGCACCCGUGUACGAACUCGACCUGCCAUUAUCCCUAAUUCUCGUUUCACCAACUUAAAUAUGAACGCAUCUCAACCGGGAGGAAUCAAGCAAGAAGUUAGAAGACGACAGUUGCAUCACGGAUGGCUUCACAAACUGGAUCCUAAUGAACCAGUCAUGCUGUUCACGAAACCGCUGGUUCCAGAUAAACUGGCAGCUGCAGGGAUCGUUCCUCCAGCACCAGAUUCAUCGCCGGGUCAACCUCCAAGCCGGUUUCAGGGGAGGAUUGGUCGUGGUGGCCGGAUAAUAUUUGAUCGAUGGAAUCCGUUGAUGCAAUCUCACAUUAAUUGUGGAGACUCUUACUACAUGGCACCAAAACACCGAUCCACCAACUUUAAUUGAAAUAUUUUUCAGAAUCUCUUUGUAAAGAAUUUUCUUUUCGAUCACCAAUGGUGAUGAAAACAAGUGUAACAACAAACUUGAGCUAUUACUGUAUGUUUUUUAUGUAUCCUCAGGUUUUUAUCGGUUAAGGGAAUAAUUCUGUUGAUUCCUAACCCGGUUAUAUCACCGGGUCAGAAAACCAAUAAAUAUUGUACCAGGGACAAAAAUGUAAUAAUGUAUUAAAUUCA